Molecule: messenger RNA, 534 nt
Organism: Suillus subalutaceus
Lineage: Eukaryota; Fungi; Basidiomycota; Agaricomycetes; Boletales; Suillaceae
Exons: 2
Coding region: 1-534 (177 amino acids)
Source: RefSeq, a predicted model, not a curated record
AUGGAUGAAUUUACUGAAAAAUGCCACGAAGUGGACAACCUGCAAGAAAGGGUCCGCGAAUUAGAGAGACUAGUCACUCAGUCCCAGACACGCGAAGAGAUGAGCAAACUACAGGGCGAAAAGGCUCACCUCUCCCCUAUCCUGAAAGACCCGGGUAUUGACAAUGUCGCCCGAGUUCAAGAGACCACUAACCAUGUGAAACGAGCAAUCAUAGGAGACGACCCUAGCGACUUGGAGCCCUCGGACUCAUCAUCCGAAUCCGAUGAUGAUAGUGAGAAGUCCUCCACUGAGUCAUCCGACGAAGAACUCAGGCAAAAGCCUGUGAAAAAGGAAAACAGAAAAACCUCACCUAGCAGGAAACAAGAGGCUGAUGAGGACUUCUCUGAUGACCUAAACGCCAAGCUCCUCUCUAUGGAACCGGAGUCUGACCAUGAUAGCGACACGGUUGAAAACAAGAGGGCGAAGCGAGCUGCAAGAUGGAAACACUGCCCAAUUGAACCUGCUCAAAUAUCAGCAGGGUUUCCUGAAGCAUGA